AUGCAUUCUUACAGCUUCACUGAAAGUGGAAGCUGUAAUUUCGGAAAUGAAUCUAGCGGUCAUUUAAAUUUACCAGAGAGAGCGAGAUCUUCAAUUUCCUGGAACUUGAGAAGAAAGGUCGGGAGAAAGACUGUAUCAAAGUGCAAUGACAGAUCACCGAAAUCACCCUCAUCCUCUCGAUAUGACAGCGGUAACAAGCAACACUGGAAAUCAGAAGUAUUGUUUGAAGAUGGGCAAAAAUGGAUUCCUAUUCAAUUGUUCAAAAAGUAUACAAUACCUUGCUGGACUUAUUUUCUGACGACGGACCCCAAUCUAACUUUCUCAAAAUGUAAGUAUUGUGGUUUUGUAAUUAAGAGAAGUCUAAGCUGGUCUGUCUUGAAAAGAUUACAAACUCAUUUGAGAAAUUCUCAUCGUAAUGAUGCUACCGUAAGUUAUUAUCACAAGUUUAACGGAACAUCAAUUGCAGACCUGUCCGUACCAACUUCUAAAAUCACACAGCCUCGCUGCCGAUACCGUAAUUUUACCAUAGAAACAAGAAAGAUUGAUAAAUUGAUUACUGAUGAUAUCGAGGAAUUAUGCUACAUGGAAAAUGAAAAUGCACCUGAUCUAGUUAAAUCAGAGUCUAUAAUCUCAAUUCUGUUUGCAUCUCAAAAUAUUCCUUCGUCUGUUGUUGAUAACCCAGCAUUUGUGUCUUUACUGAAAAGGAUACCCAAGUGUUGGCCAAUGACCCCCAUACAAGUGAGGUCUAUUGCUCUGAAGCUUUCUGAAAAAUUUGAACACAUGAUGGAAAGAUGUAUCUUUGAUUUUUCGCCCAUCGAACUCGAACCAACCUACUUACAUCCGAAAAACAGUAACCUUUUGGCAACAGUCAAAAAAACCUUGGAAGCCAACCUUUUGCUCCUUUACAAAACUCCCAUCAUUUCUUUAUCCUGCCAGGUCUGGAAUGAUCGGUAUUCCGUGCUAAGUGCCCAAUUCUUUGAUCACAUUAAUAAUACCCAAAAAACUUUACCAUUAGAAUUACGCUUACUACGAGAACACAAACCUAAUCCUGGUACUAAACAACGCCCAGAAAUAGCUGAUUUUGUUAUUGAAAACAUACUUCGAUUGAAAUCGCCCGUUAUUUCUUUAAUAACGCCAAAUUACACACUCAGCAGAAGUAUAAAAUUGAGCCCGAAAUUGCAUUUGGAUGAUACACAUUCUAUGCUUGAUAUACGUACUUGUAGUCUACAAGAUCUGCUUACUCUACUUUCUGGUAUUUUUGGAUACCAGAAUUCUUUUGGUUCUUCCGCCAGCCAAAAAGGAAGAAAAGGGGACAACAUAAUAGAUUCACUGAUAGACCUCUCUCAAAUAGAUAUCUCACCUUCAAUAUUUGGCAAGAUUAACGCUUUUUUUAUGUGUAUGAGACGAGAUACUUUUCAGACCGAGCUCUUUGAGACGCUUUGUAAGAAACACGGAUACACCAACAGCGGCUGCAUAAUUUUUGACAGUCGUUAUCCUUCAAGUGCAACCAGGUUCCUGAAGAACUUCCUAGACUUACAGCCAGUUGUAAUGGCUAUGAAUCCAUAUCUACCAAACGAAAAAUUUACUGAAAUGGACAUGAAACUGGCUAGAACAAUUUUGAGUCUGUUGUCUCCAAUAUUCAAAAUAAUUUCCAAAUUCACCUCACCAGAUCCUACAAGUGUCGUUUGGCUUUACGUUUUUGUUUGUGGGUUAGAGAAAACUCUUUAUGGCAUUACGGAAGAAAUGGCGUAUAACAGAUUUUGUGGGGCCUUCAAGGUUCUUUUGACUGCAACUACGAAAUACAAAGAGACCUUAAAAACAUCCCCCAAUACUAUAAUAGCCUCAUUUCUCUGUCCUCAAUUUUUGCUGAACAAUAAUUUACUGAAAGAGCUUUAUGGAACUGAUAAAACAACUCAAUAUCUACCACAAGUCGCUAAAUCUAUAUUACAUUUAUUAAACCAUUUGCUGGGGACAAAAGGAAGAAGAGCUGAUGAGGUGAAAAACCGACAGUCAGGUAAGACAACGCUUGAGGAUCCUUUAAUGGAGGGACUACCAUUUAAAGGAACUACCAAAUUAUCGGUUGGGCUUCAGGAUGAAAACAUUGAAAUGCCUUUCUUUGAACUUCUCGAUGAAGUUUUGUUAGAAGAAAUUGAAAAUGAUUUGGAACACUUCCUUUUCAAUGCCAAACAAAACUGUCCAAACAUCUAUGAAGCCUACUUCAAAACCUUCAAGUUUGAAAGAACUAAGGCUGGGUUUAGGAAGGUUUGUGAUGAAAGAGUUUUAAAUCCUUUGGAGGAAUUGCUGGAAAUUCACAUCCCAGUCGGCAAAGACUUUCUUAACAUGUACUUAUCUGGAGAUGUUGGUUUGUUGUUCACAGUUAUAACAAAAUUAAUAUUUUCGGAGUCUGCGUUUUCAAAAAGAGGGGAAUACGCUUUUUUAAGUACCACAGAAAAAGCGCAACAGGAACAGUCUCUUGAACGGUCCUUGAAAAUAAAACUACUGAACGAACAGUUUGCAUUAAACAAAGUAGACUUGGAAAAGGCCACAUUGGCCACAUUAUGCAAUAUCUCAAGACAGUAA
Molecule: messenger RNA, 2580 nt
Organism: Huiozyma naganishii CBS 8797
Lineage: Eukaryota; Fungi; Ascomycota; Saccharomycetes; Saccharomycetales; Saccharomycetaceae
Exons: 1
Coding region: 1-2580 (859 amino acids)
Molecular function (GO): DNA binding
Source: RefSeq, a predicted model, not a curated record